This is a messenger RNA of Lachancea fermentati, 1638 nucleotides long. The record is from the annotation of a GenBank genome assembly. NCBI's taxonomy places the organism in Eukaryota, Fungi, Ascomycota, Saccharomycetes, Saccharomycetales, Saccharomycetaceae.
AUGACUAAAAAGGGGGCAAUCGAAUUCGCAGUCAAACAAAUUCCGCUAAUAGUACCACUUGAUGAAGAUAGCGUUCGCCAAUUAUGCAAUAACAUACUUAAUCAGCAUCCCAAUGACCCAGAGGCAAUUGCUCAAAAAUUUCUGGACAUUUUAGGUCCAGCAGACAUGUCUUUCAGUUUCGUACUGCAAUUUAAUGAUAAACUUCUAGCAAAGGAGUCUAUGCCAAAUAAUAAUCACGAAAGUGAAUCUGACAAAGGAGGACUAAAAUCAGCGAAGGAAGCUAAAAAACCCUUGAAGAAAGCGCAAACGCCCAUAAAAUCUAGCCAAAGCACGGCGAAAGAAGUGCAGAAGGUUGUUUCGAAUGAAGGAUUAGAGCCAAUAAAGCUGGAAAGUAAUUCAAAGCCAUCCAAGCGACCAGAAAAAGCUUCAUCUCCUUCUAUACCCGUCAGAAGUACUAACGUUUUAUCUCGGGCUAAAAUCUCAACAGUUGAGAAGAAACCCAAAAAAUCGUCGAAAGCUAAAAAAAUUCGCAAUCUUCAAGAGAUUGACGAUGUCUUGAAGGUACUCGAAAUAGAACAUUCUGAGUCUGACUCUUUGAAAUAUACUUGUAACUGCCAGGGAAAUCGCCAUCCGUUAUUCGAAGUAGUGCCGAACUGCCUGUCCUGUGGGAAAAUAAUAUGCGUUCGUGAAGGCCUUCACUUAAAUAAUUGCACGUUUUGUGGAACCGAGUUGAUCUCCUUGCCUGAGAGAUCAAAGAUAAUCGAAAUUUUAAACAAAGAAAAGGAAGAUUUGCAAAGUAAAAAGCUCUUGGAGAACACCGACCAGAAGCCGAAGAAGACAAAAACCUAUAAGAUUUCCUCUGGAACUGGAACCAAUUUAUUUACAGCGCAAGAUCAAUUAUUUGAUAGGUUAGAAAAAGAAAAAGAAAAACAAAUUGAGAAGGAGCAGAAAUUGAAGGAUGUUGAAGAGGAGGAGGCCAAACAAAAGCGGGCAAUAAUUAAAGAUAGUGGGGACCCUGAGUUGCAUGCUGCACAAGAUCGUUUGGAAAAGCUGUUGCAUUUUCAGGAUACUUCAGCGGAACGUACAAAAAUCAUUGAUAAUGCAAGCGAUUUCAGCAUGGAUAAUGACAUUGGAGUUUGGGGUAGUGCAUAUGAACGCGCAUUGAUGCUUAAAAAGCAGCAAAGAAAUUUCCGCAAGUGGGAGAAAAUGGAUCGUGCACGGCAUGGUAGACGUGACAAAAUUGCUCUGGAUUUGAAUAUUGGUGGUGAUGGCAAGGUAUAUAUGACUGAGGUCCUAAAUAAAGCCAAUGCCUAUGCUGGAAGUGACGAUGAUUUAAAUGAAAUUAGCGAUGAAGACGACUUGAAUGAUCUCGAAGAUAUCAAAAAUCUCAAAUCUGAGAUAUCGUCUCAAAAUAAGGAGAGUGCAGAGAAAUUACAGUCAAAUGUGUGGGAUUACGAAAAAUAUGGAAAGCAGUUUCAACGGCCAAAAUAUGUUGACGCUAAGGCCUCGGAGAAAGCUGAUAUUGUGGAAGAGCCAACCGAAGAUAAAAUGUUAAUACAGAGCCAUCACAUGCCAAAAGUUCAAGUUGAAAACAAUGGAGAGGAUUCAUUGGAAAAGAAUAUCUUGGCUGUUUUAUAA